GAACACAGGAAUUGUAUUGUUCCUUUCAUGCUUUAAUCUCCAAGAAAACGACAGAAUCAUGUCGUGUACAAUCUAAGUGCAAAAGGAAACAUCUCAAUCGUUGCAAAAUUCAAAAUUGUUCUUUUGUGCAGCUACGUUCUAUCUUAAAAAGGUCAAUAUCGUGAUAUGAACAAGUUUAUUCAUAUCUGUAUGAGACUAAAGUCAUUUGUUUAGUUGAUAACAAAUAGCUACCCACUUCUCUGACUAUAGAAUAUACUUUAUGGUUACAGAACAAGCGUAGCCUUUGCUAAAUAUCAGAGACACUGAGACACAAGGUGCUAAGCAAACCUGUAUAACUCACCAUAUAGAAACGGAAGAAAUAUGUCCAGUUUCCUACAUAUAUUUGAGAAAGCACUCAACUCAUCAAAUAACAUGCACACUAUCUCAUUCUCCCUCGCUUCUCUUUUCUUGUUCCUAUUUUUCCUUUACAAAAGGUUGUUCACCAAUCCCUCAAAAAUCCAAAACUUACCCCCAUCUCCGCCAAAACUACCAAUUAUAGGACAUCUUCAUCAACUAGGCACGCACCCUCAUCGUUCUUUCCGAUCAUUGUCUGAGCGAUAUGGUGAGCUUAUGCUGAUGUACUUGGGCAACAGACCAACAGUUAUAGUCUCUUCUGCAAGGGUAGUGAAAGAAAUCAUGAAAACAAAUGAUCUUGUAUUCUCCAACAGACCUAAGUUUAGCAUAUAUGAUAAACUGAUGUACAAUAGCAGGGAUGUUGCUACUGCCCCUUAUGGAGAAUAUUGGAGGCAGAUGAAGAGUAUAUGUGUGCUUCAGCUUUUGAGCAAUAGAAGGGUUCGAACUUUCAAGGGUAUACGAGAGGAAGAAACUGCACUUCUUAUGGAAAAGAUACAGCAAAAUAUUGCAUCAGUGAUCAAUUUGAGCGAAAUGUUAAUGGUGUUAACAAAUGAUGUGGUGUGUAGGGUAGCAUUUGGCAGAAAAUACAGUGAAAAUCAGGUAAACGGUGUUGAUUUUAAGGAAGUGUUGAAGGAAUUUGUGCAGCUCUUUGGGAAACUAAGUGUUGGGGAUUUCAUACCCUGGUUGGCUUGGGUGAAUAGAUUUAAUGGUUUGGAUGCAAGGUUGGAGAGAUGUGCAAAGAAGUUUGAUUUAAUACUGGAAGAUAUACUUACACAACACUCGGCUCGAACAAGGAAUUAUAUUGGUAGUGACUCAAGUGAGAACGAGGAAGCCAAGGAUUUUGUAGAUGUUUUACUAGAAAUUCAGAAGGAAAAUUCAGCUAGUUUUCCUCUUGGAAGAGAUAGCAUCAAAGCUUUGAUACUGGAUACCUUCGCAGCAGGAACUGAUACGGUUUACACUGUGCUAGAAUGGGCAAUGACAGAGCUCCUUAGAAAACCUGUAGUAAUGAAAAUCCUGCAAGAGGAGGUAAGAGGGAUUGCUGGAGACAAAGAACUAAUAAGUGAGGAUGAUUUGGAGGAAAUGAAGUACUUGAAAGCGGUGAUCAAGGAGACUCUACGGCUGCAUAUACCAACUCCCUUGUUGGUGCCUCGUGAAUCAACCCAAGAUACAAAGAUUGAUGGUUAUGACAUUCCUGCAAAUACUCUUGUUUUUGUUAAUGCGUGGGCAGUUCAGAGAGACCCUGCUAUCUGGGAAGGACCAGAGGAGUUCCAACCAGAAAGGUUUUUGACCUCUGCAAUAGACUUUAAAGGGACAAAUUUUGAGCUGAUUCCAUUUGGAGGCGGGAGAAGGAUUUGCCCAGGAAUAUCAUUAGCGAUAGCUAAUAUAGAGCUCGUCUUAGCUAACCUUAUGCAUAGGUUCAAUUGGACUUUGCCUGCUGGAAUCGAAGGGGACACAUUGGACAUGUCUGAAAGCAUUGGUGUCACAAUACAUAGGAAAACUCCUCUUCUUGCUGUUGCUACUCCACAUAUUUACCACUAGAAAAUCCUAUAAUCUAUAUGCAACUGCAAUAAGACUGGGAGAUAACAGAGACGCAGAGUAGAAGAUCACUUGUGGGUCUCUACUGUGAAAUAGUCGAUUGAAAGACUAGCGCAAACCAUGUUUUACAAUCCUAGGUUCUUAUUUGCUUACAUAUUGUACAAGUAUAGUUUUCAGUUCUAUAAUAUUUUCUCCAGCUUCUCAGGAAGUAAUAACGAGUCCAUCUCCAAAUUAAGACUGUCAUACACUAUUGUGCAUAUGCAUGUUGAGUUUUGAUGAUGAAAAAUAAUAUAAUAUGUUAUAGUAUGAAAGUUUGCAACAGAUGAUUGAGAAAGGAAUAAAUAAAUGAAGACUUUGAAGAAAUGAAGAAUCAAGAUUGAAGUCCAAGUUUAUAUUCCUAAGUGUAGUUACUUUAUGCAAAGUGUAAUGUACUUGAACUAGGUGAUAUACUAUGUGCUAAAAAUAUAGAAAUAUAAAAUUAGUAUAAUUGUUA
Beta vulgaris subsp. vulgaris (sugar beet) is the source of this 2422-nucleotide messenger RNA. Its product is annotated as cytochrome P450 736A117. The record is from RefSeq and is a predicted model, not a curated record. Gene Ontology annotation, molecular function: monooxygenase activity; iron ion binding; heme binding. Lineage: Eukaryota; Viridiplantae; Streptophyta; Magnoliopsida; Caryophyllales; Amaranthaceae. The transcript has 2 exons. The coding region runs from base 361 to 1932 and encodes 523 amino acids.